UUCCGUUUUAUCAGUUGUGUUCUGCCAGUUCUGACGGACAGUGUCGCGAGUGUUGUGGCCAACAUCGAUGCAACUCCUUUUUGUGCUCCUACCAACCACCCGCAGUAUGCAAAGAUGACGAACUGUUUGACUGCCCACGUGCCAAUACAUUGUUUGGCGUAUGUAAAGACAUCAGUCACGCCAAACAAGUGUGUCCAAAGUUCUGUGGACUUUGCGACGUUGUUGACGGGAAGUGGUCCGACUGGACGUCAUGGUCGGCAUGUGGUGUCACUUGUGACCAUGGCAACAUGACACGUGUUCGAACAUGUUCCAAUCCAGCACCUAAUCAUGGCGGAGCUAACUGCACAGGGGAACAUCUCCAGAGUAAACAUUGCACGCUUGAACCGUGUCCCAUUCAUGGUGGAUGGAGUGAUUGGAAUGCCUGGGGCAGCUGCGCAAGGACCUGUGGUAUUGGAAUGGCCCACAGAGAUAGGACGUGCACCAACCCAAAACCACAGAGGUUCGGAGACCAUUGCUUCGGUGACGCAAAUGAGCAUAGGAUAUGCAUGGAUACUACUUGCAAAGACGGAACAUGGUCAGCAUGGGACGACUGGGCCUCCUGUACAGUAACAUGUGGCAUUGGCGUGAUACAUCGACAUCGGACUUGUGGGAACUCCACGCUCGCCCAUCAAGGCUAUGAAUGUGUUGGCAGCGAUAUCGAAUCUAAAGUUUGCAACGCAUUCCAAUGUGCAGAACCUCGUACUUGCUAUGAUAUUAUGCGGUACGGCAUCGGCAACUCAUCAGGAGUGUACUCGGUAUAUAGUCCUAUUAGUGACAGGAGAAUUGAGGUGUUCUGUGACCUUGAGACGGAAGGAGGUGGGUGGACUGUAUUCCAGAAUAGAUUCAAUGGUUCUGUGAAUUUCUACAGACCAUUUGCAGACUACGAAGCAGGUUUCGGAACAAUCCAUGGUGAAUUUUGGUUAGGUUUAAAACUGCUAAAUGAGCUGACUACUGGGGUAGAAAUCAAGGAAAUACGUGUCGACAUUGAAGCAGCUAACGGCAGGAGGGCGUACGACGUUUAUCGUCCAUUUAGCGUAGCAGCAGGACCUGAUUACACAGUUCAUCUCAGCAACAGAGUUAGGUCUCAUGGAAUGUCUAAUGUAACUAGAUACGAACUCUCUUACAUGGACGGGUCUAGAUUCAGCACAUACGAUCACGAUGUGGACAGUGCUUCCAGUAACUGUGCUGCAUCCUACAAAGGCGGCUGGUGGUACAAGUCUUGUUACUCAGCCAACCUGAACGGCCAAUAUCUUGUCCCUGGGACACUAGUCUUACAAAACUGUAUGUGUCAUCUAGGCUAUGAUGGAAAUACUUUUGAAAGUCUGAAAACAAGCAGAAUGAUGUUCCGAAGUAUUUAAAUGAACAUGUUGUAAGCAAUGCAAUAGCCAUUGUU
Mya arenaria is the source of this 1432-nucleotide messenger RNA. RefSeq names its product microfibril-associated glycoprotein 4-like. The transcript has 9 exons. Bases 288 to 1397 code for a protein of 369 amino acids. The record is from RefSeq and is a predicted model, not a curated record. Lineage: Eukaryota; Metazoa; Mollusca; Bivalvia; Myida; Myidae.